AUGGAGGACGAAGUAGAAUUAGUGGACAUUCCCAGUGAUUCUGAAUCUGUUGAUGAUCUGUGCGAUUCAGAAGCUGAAAAUGAUGUACAAUCUUUGCAAAAAACAAAAAGUGCAACAGACUGUCCUCUUCUUUUGAGUGCUAAAGAAAAAGAGGAAGAAGAAGAAGAAGAAGAGAGUGAAGAAGAGGUAGAGCAUGUAGAAAAAGAUGGAACUUGGAGUAGACGGAAUGUACCAAGAACGGAUUUCCCAUUCAAUAAAAACUCAGGUCCAAAUAUUCCUGCACAUGCAAAAACCGCAUCAGAAAUUUUCUUCUGCUUAUUUCCAGACAGCCUUGUGGAAAAAAUAGUGGAAGAAACAAAUUUAUAUGCACGACAAAAAAACAGCAAACAGGAGCCAGUGACAAAAGUCGAGCUACUUGUGUUCUUGGGAAUUAAUAUUUUGAUGGGAAUAAAAAAAUUACCCUCUUAUCGGGAUCAUUGGUCAUCCAAUGCUCAAUUGCACGACUCAUACAUAUCUUCCCUCAUGACAGUCAAUCGAUUCGGGUUUUUUUUAAGUCAUUUACAUUUAAAUAAUAAUAAUAAUGAACCCAAGAAAGGACACCCGAAUUAUGACAAACUAUAUAAAUUGAGACCAAUCAUUGAUACGCUUAGUCACACGUUCAAAUCCUGUUGGAAUCCAGGAAAAUAUCAAUCCAUUGACGAAUCAAUGAUAAAAUUCAAAGGUCGCAGCAGUUUAAAGCAAUACAUGCCUGCAAAGCCAAUAAAACGUGGUUAUAAAAGUUGGACAAGAUCAGAUGAAUCCGGUUUCAUAAGCGAAUUCCAAGUAUAUACGGGGAAAUCCGAUUCGCCAGAAAAACAAUUAGGCGCUCGUAUAAUAAAAGAUCUUACCCGUGAACUGGUUGGUGGGAAACUAUCAUGUAUAUUUUGA
Molecule: messenger RNA, 927 nt
Organism: Leptopilina boulardi
Lineage: Eukaryota; Metazoa; Arthropoda; Insecta; Hymenoptera; Figitidae
Product: piggyBac transposable element-derived protein 4-like
Exons: 1
Coding region: 1-927 (308 amino acids)
Source: RefSeq, a predicted model, not a curated record